AUGGCUGUGGGCCACUGCGGGGAAGCAGCGCUGGCGGACGUGCUGGAGCAGCUCGCGCUGCACACCAACUGCUUGCCAAGGAAGAGCCUCCGAGGGGGCUGCCAAGAGGAGCCUGUGUCUGGUGCAAUGACUUGCUGCCAGGUGGUUGCUCUUCUGCUCUCCUUUCUUUCCAGUGCUGCAGCUGGUGAUCCGGUUCCCGCUCAUGUUGCCCUGUCCAUGCUGCAACUAGCCAAAGGGCUGUUCUUGUCAAAGCCUGUCCUGGAGCUGACAGCACGCUGCAAUGAUGCCUGCCCUCAGUGGGAGGCUUCUCUGGUCCCUCAGGACACCCAGGAGUACCUCUCUUACGAGACAGAGCAUCCCAAUGGCACCCGCACCCUCACCAUAGUGGAAGUGAGCCCCUGGGCAAGUGGUGCAGAGAGAAGAUGGCGGAGGUGGUGUGUGAGCAAGCGACAGAUUUAUGGCACAGACAGGCAGUUUUCCAUCAGCGGGAAACACUUCUUGAUGAACUAACCCUCCUCUGCCACCACCAAGAUCUCCAUGAGCUGCACGCAGGGCACGCUGGUGUCCAAGCAGCAUGUCCUCACUGCUGCCCGCUGCAUUUAUGACAGCAAAGACUAUGCGAAGGGGGCCAAGAAGAUCAAGGUGGAUUUCCUGAUGCUGGUGCAAGGUGCUGGUGACAGGAUGGGGACAGGUAGGCUGGUGAUGUGCUAG
Molecule: messenger RNA, 711 nt
Organism: Tauraco erythrolophus (red-crested turaco)
Lineage: Eukaryota; Metazoa; Chordata; Aves; Musophagiformes; Musophagidae
Source: RefSeq, a predicted model, not a curated record